Messenger RNA from Fusarium pseudograminearum CS3096, 1302 nucleotides. RefSeq lists its product as uncharacterized. Gene Ontology annotation, biological process: regulation of DNA-templated transcription; DNA-templated transcription. The record is from RefSeq and is a predicted model, not a curated record. Gene Ontology annotation, molecular function: zinc ion binding; DNA binding; DNA-binding transcription factor activity, RNA polymerase II-specific. The transcript has 2 exons. The coding region runs from base 1 to 1302 and encodes 433 amino acids. NCBI's taxonomy places the organism in Eukaryota, Fungi, Ascomycota, Sordariomycetes, Hypocreales, Nectriaceae.
AUGGGUUUCGCAUGCGACCCUUGUUCCAUUCGAAAAAUAAAAUGCCACGAAGGAUUACCUUGUCAACAAUGCUCAGCCGCUUCUUUAUCGUGUACUUAUGAUAGGAAGCGUAAGAAAUCUGGGCCCAAAGGUCCGCGGAAGCGCACAAAAGAGGCAAUUAAGCAGACUCAGCAUCAGCAGUCUGGCAAGCGCACGAGACAGGAAACCACUGACAGUGAGCCUGACGUUGCAGAUGCGAUUGCAACCUCUUCAUCCCUAGACCAGACGAGGGCGCAUUCGAAGACAUGUGAUCCUUCAAACAGUCGGGAUGGCGACAGAUCCAAUAGCCCUCCCAGCAUUGUAUCACCACAGCCCGAUGACCGAGUCUCGCUCUCGUCACUGACCUAUUAUUUGAACAUAUACAACAGCUGUCUGUACGUCGUAUGGCCCAUUGUAGACCACCAGAAACUCGUUCAGCGUCUGCACCAAGGCGACAACAAGAUCGCAUACGCCCUUGCCACUUCAAUAUGCUCAGCAACAAUAGCCCAACUUCAGCUACCACCAGAUGAGCAUGGCAAUUCCUCGCACUCGAUGGCAUAUGAGGCUGAAAAGACAAGACUCAUGCUAGACUAUCCCAAGCACCAAACAGUCGACGCAUUGCUCACUUGCUUCUUCCUUCACGCCUUCUACGCUAAUACUGGAAAGAUCACAAAGUCCACAUUGCUUCUGCGGGAGGCCAUCGCCCACGCCCACAUUCUUGGGCUACAUCAAGAUUUGUUCUACACUGAGUUGGAUGCUGAGACGAUUCAAUACCAUCUUCGUAUUGCAUGGGUUUUAUUUAUAACAGACAGAGCUCACUCUUUGCAACAAGACAUACCCCCAACAUUCAAGCUUAGCCCAACACUCCCGCAGCUUCAAUCGCAACAUGAACCUGGCCCUGGUUCGGCCUUUCGUAGCUUAUGCAAGCUUUUCCAGACCUUUGAUGAUGCCUGUCCUUCGGGUGUCAGCUCGAAACAAAUUGGUCUUCUCGGUGCUAUAAGUUCUCAAUUGCAGACGAGGCACCCUCUACCACUCUGUGAAAAUGAGGUUCAGAGAGCCGACAUCGUGGUCACCGAUUCCUGGCUGAGGGUCGUGCUAUGGAAGGCCGCGAUUCCAUUUGUAGAUGCCAACACAGAUCCGUUUGAUCAAAACCUGAGCGUGUCAUUUCCCGCAUCUGUGGCUCAUGAUUUACUGUUGAGACUGACUACUCUGUCAUCGUGCGCUCUAGAAACUCAUGGUCCUGGAAUGGUAGCUACCCACCUGGUCCAUACAGGAGUUCCGUAA